Molecule: messenger RNA, 8439 nt
Organism: Chironomus riparius
Lineage: Eukaryota; Metazoa; Arthropoda; Insecta; Diptera; Chironomidae
Source: the annotation of a GenBank genome assembly
GUUGCUCUCUUGAAUUGAAUGCCGGCAUCGUCUCUACACAGCACGAAAAAACUGACAGCAUUUUACUCUCUCGUAUUCUCGCCCCGACGAGAUGAGUAGAGUAAAAAAAUUUCCAAAGCUAUUAUUCAAUGAAAAAUUCAACGUCAGUUGAAAAUACUUACGGUUUGAUAUCGGAGCAAAAUUAUUUUCAGUCUCGUAAGCAAAAUUUCUAAACCAUUUCAUUCAUUUUAUGUCAAUAGAGUCUUUUUACAUUCCGUUUUUUUCGGCCAAACCAGUUGAAAGUAAAUUUUAAAGGAAAAAUUUCGGAAGUGAAAAUUUAGUAGCAAAAAAAAAUAUUGAAAAAGUUAUAAAAAUAUUUUUCGAGAAGAGAAUAAGAAAAAAAAUCUGUGAAAAAAAUUAAUCGUGUAUUGCAAAUUGUUCCGUCAUCAUUCGACAAAUACGAAUUUACAAAAGAAGUCAUAAUAAAAAAAUUAUUGAAAAUAAAAAAUUCAACAAUUUACAAGUUUUCAAAUAAAAGUCGUGAAUUAAAUUAAAUAAAAAAAAUAUUAAAGGAAUGUUGAAAAAUUCCAUUGUGAAUUAAAUGAAAAAAUAUCUAUUAAAUUGAUACUGUGGAAAAAAUAAAAUUUUUUGCUAGCUCGAGACUACGUGAGUGUGGUAGUGUCUUGAAAUAAAAUUGUGUGUGCUGCAUGAAAAAAGAAGAAAAAUAAAAUAAAAAAAUAUUAAAUAAGAGUUUCGGUGAAUGAAAACCAAUACAGUAGAGUGAAAAAAAUAUCAUCGUCAUAAAUAAAUAAAAAAAUAUAUAAGCAAAUUUAAUUAAUUAAUAGAAGGGAACAGCCAACAGCACACACUUCAAGUUUCAUACAAAUAUUCGAAUUGUGCUUUCAAUAUUUAAAAGUUUAUUUAUUUUCCGGAUAAAACAAUUAAGAAGUUUAUUAAGAUUGCUAAAGGAACGGGCCUUGGAAACAAUUAACUAGAAAAUCAAAAAACUUUACGUGCGUGACUCAAGUUGAAAGUCAAAUAAGCAAAGGAUUCAAAGUUUGACUUAUUUUUCAAGCUACAAAAAAAAAUCCGUGACGGAAGAAAAUUCCACAAAAAAAGCUCAUUUAGGGCAAUUCAGGACCUCGUAACAGUUAUCCUAGUGGAGCUCCCCCUCAAUUAAAGGGGACUCAACAAAGACCAAGCGGUCCAACUAUGACAAGUCCAGCAGGUGCAAUUACAGGCGCUCAAUAUCGAGGUGCAAGUUGGGCACCAAGCUACGCACCAACACAGCAAGCUUACAGAUAUACUACACCAUUAGCACAACCGGCUUAUGCAUAUACAACAACACAGCAUACGACAGCAACUUACGGACAACGUGUUCCAACAGCCGCAUCACCUAGUAAUACCAAUUCAAGCAGCUCAUCAAACACAGGAUCACAGAGUGGCACAUUGAGCACAAGUUUGAGUAACACAAAUACAAAUAAUACAAUGGGUCCCAGUACUACGCCCCAACAAACAGAACAACUAUCGAAAACAAAUUUAUAUAUUAGAGGUUUACAACAGGGAACGACUGAUAAAGAUUUACAUAAUAUGUGUUCACAAUAUGGAACCAUCAUCUCAACUAAAGCCAUUUUAGAUAAAACAACCAAUAAAUGUAAAGGUUAUGGCUUCGUCGACUUUGAGUCGCCAGCAUGUGCAGAAGGAGCUGUAAAAGGGCUCCUAUCAAAGGGAAUUCAAGCUCAGAUGGCCAAAGUGGGUAUCUGGGUACUUCAUCGGCCGGCCAUUCAACAAGAACAAGAUCCCACCAAUUUGUAUUUGGCUAAUUUGCCAUUGAACUUCAAGGAAACGGAUGUUGAGGCAAUGUUAUCUAAGUAUGGACAAGUCAUUUCUACAAGAAUAUUACGUGAUCAGCAAGGCACAUCCAAAGGUGUCGGUUUUGCUCGCAUGGAAUCACGCGAAAAGUGCGAACAAAUCAUUCAGAUUUUCAAUGGUACACAAUUGCAAGGUGCCAAAGAUCCAUUGCUUGUUAAGUUCGCUGAUGGUGGAUCGAAGAAGAAGAAUAACUUCAAGAGUCCCGAUCCAAAUGCACGAGCAUGGCGCGAAGUUCCAGAAGGCGUUUCCGUCACUUAUGAUCCAGGCAUGCAACAAAAUGGAAUUGGUGUUAAUGUUGGUGCACAUAUUGGUGUUCCAGCUUAUGGACGUUAUGGUGCACCACCCGUUGGAGGCUUCGCUAUGCCUGGAUAUGUUCCCGGUUACAUGAUGGCACAACCAAUUCAACAAGUUGACGAACAGGUUGGUGGAUCUGUAUACCGACAAUAUGAGCAGUAUAUGCACGUUGCACCACCAUUGAGCGUUGGUACAGCCUACAAGCAGGAUUCCGUACAACCACGAGGCGUUUCGAUGAUAAUGAGCAGUGAUUCAGCCACAGCUGUUCCAUAUGGAAUGGUCCCACAAUUUUCUACUUUACAAAUUGGCUCACCGUACAUCAGUCCUCCUUAUCCUUAUUAUCCGCCAUCAAUCAUUCACACAAUGCCAAUGGGCGAAUCAGAUCAAGCGAGCAACGCAGCAUCGCCAGAUGAGGCUUACACUACUCAAUAUCAGCAUGCGCCAAAAUAAAUCAUCUCAAAAUCAUUUCAACACAAAAUAAACAUUACAUAAUGAUGCUUCUUUUGCUUUUUUCUUCAUACAAAAAAAAAUCACAACAACAAAUUUCAAAUGCGGAAAUUUUUGUUUUUCGUAUUAUUUCGAUUUAAAAAAAAAAUAAAUAACAUCAAAUGACAAAAAAAAUUGUCUCAAAAGAAAUUGUUCUUUUGUCUUCAAAAUUUGAAAAAAAAAAUUCUUUAAAUCUUUAAGAAAAAAACAGACGUUUAAACCAAAAAAAAAAAAAUUAAUAAAAAGAGAGUAAAGGCGCUAUAGGCAGUCAAACCUAUAAGUAUAAUGGAUUGGCCAAAACAAUACCUCACAUUACGUUCUAUUCUUCAAAACAAAGAGUAAAGGUGAAAAAGAAAUUUCAUGAGAGAAUAAAAAAUUUAGAAACAAAUUUAGAAAUGUGAAAAAAAUGCAUUUUUGCAUUCGCCCAUUUGCAAACUAUCAAAAAAUGAUUUAAGAGUAAAACAAAAAAAAAAUCACAUCUGACUGGUGGAUUAUCUAUGGAUUUUUUGUCCAUUCUGCCGGUGCCAGCAGCGAGGUAUUUGAGAAUAAAAAAAAAUUGAAAAAAAUCAUGAAAAAAAAAUUUUUGAGGUUAAGAUUUUUUUUCUAUAGUUGUUAAGAAAAUGAAAAGAAAGAAAAAAUUUUCUUGUCGUUGUUUUUUUUAUUAUUAGGUUUUUUUUUCUGAUGAUGAACUUUAGUGUGUAAGUGAAAAUGAAAAUUGAAAAUAGGAUAUAAAAAAAAGAAGAGAAGAUAAAGAAGAAGAAGAAGUUGGAAAAUGCAUUAGGAUUUAAGAGAAUAUAUAUAAAAAGAAAAGAUGAGAAAGAAUGAUCGUAGAAUUUAGUAGAGCAUUUUUCUGUUCAUUUUCCAUGAACAAUGAAAAAUCGUUUUUUAUUGCUAGUAUCCCCAACCUCCCCAUAAUAUCCAUUUCCUCUCACUCCCUUUCGUCAACCAUCCCUUGACACACAGAUUUUUUUUUCUUUUAGAGAUUAAUCAUAAGAUAAAGAUUUAAGUGAAAAAUACACAGAUGAAAAUGAGAAGAUUAAUUAAGGAUAGAAAAAAAAAUUGAAAAGAAUGAAAAAUAAUUUUUUUGCGCUUGUGAGCUUGUAAAUAGACAUACAGUUAAAAAAUAGAAAAUUGUAUUGUGCAAGAAAGAAAUGAGAGAUGAAUAAGGAACGGAAAAAAGAUGAAUCGUUAAGACGCUAAAUGAAAUUUAGGAAUUUAAAAAAAAAGUCGGAAAAUUGAGAAAAAUGUUUUUUUCUGUUUAAUUUUUUUAAGAUUAAUUUAGAUGAGAAAAAAUGAAAAAAAAACUUUAGUAUGAAAAAUCACACACACAGAAUGUGGAAUGUAGAAAAUUUAGUGUUACGAAUUUCAUAGGGCAAAGUGUUUAAAAUUAAUGAAAAAAAAUGAACUUAAGCUUCCCAUGAUUUAGGUGUGGAAGUUUAAAAGAAAAUAAAUGAGAAACAAUACAUGAAAGUAUUUUUUUUUUGCGAAUAAUAAAUAUUAAAGUAACAUGAGGAGAAGGCGUGCAUGUAGGUGAGGAUGGAUGUUAUUAAAAUUCAUUAUGGAUUUCUAUUGAAUCCAUUUGCUUUGUGAAUUUUUCUGUGUCUCGAGUUUUUCUGGAUUUUUUUUGGUAUGGGAGGAAGUACAUGAGUGAGGGUUGGAUUCUUGCUUUGUCCUGGGAUGUGCUUACAUUAUUGAGUAUGCUUAUGAGUGCUGCUUUGUUAGGAUAAGUCAAUAUUCUCAUAAAAUUGAGUAUGUUUAGAGCAUAUUCAUUGUCUUUUAAGGAUACAGACAAGAUGUAAGAUUACUUUGGAGAUUUAUAGAGAAAGUCAUACCUUAGGAUAGUUGCUUUGCUACAAGGGGUGCUCUAGUGUGCCCCUUUGAGUAUGAGAUUUACUCGACAUCUUGUUCUUCUCUUAAAUAUUGCUUAUUUUAGAAGUAUAACUAAGAAUUAUGACUUGUGUACCCUUCGGGUAAUCUCCUGUAUAAUAUGCAACCUAUAAUGUUACAAUUCUGAGUUAUACUAUUAAGAUAGAUCCUUAGGCAUGUCAAUGAGUUAAAGACUUUGAGACAUUCACUCAUCAAUAUCAAAUCCUCAGAUAAAGCAAGAAACAAGACCCGAAUUUCUGUUUGUAUUUCCAACCUAGUACCAUGAAGACUUUAAGAGUGUCAUUAAGGUAGAGACAUCACACUAAAUUGCAUCUAUUUCAAAAUAUCAACUAGAAUUAAAGUUCAAAGCUUGAUCAGAAAUUAAAUGCAAUGCCUUAAUAAACUCACAAAAAUCUUCAUGAAAAUCUAGCAAACACCCCCAGAAAAACCGAGUCCAUCAACCCCCUCACCCCAAACCAAUAAUUUUUUCAACUUUUCAUAGGUCAUUAAAGAACUAUCAAAACAUGGGAUUUGUGCAAUUCUGUUCAAUUUUUUUCCUCAACCUUUUUUUGUAUUUUUAAUUUUGGAAAAAAUUUCACUUUUUUUGUUGGCAAAUUUUUUUUUUAUAUAUUUUUUAAUUAUUGUCAAAAUUUCUCUGAACUCUGUUACCAAAAGAAACCAAUUCAUGUUUUUUUUUUAUUAUUAGUAAUAAUAAUUUUUUAAUUAUAAUUUAUUUGUCCAUAAAAUUCAUCUGGCGGCGCCUAAAAAUAACCGAAAGUGAAAAAAAAGAAGAACAAAAUGAAGUAAAAAUAAAAGAAAUUGUUUUAUUGAAUGCCAAUAAAAUGAAAGAGAGAGAAAAGAAGAAGUUAAUAGAUGCUGCCAUAAAUUAAACGUCAAAUCGUGUUUUUUGUUCAGAUAAAAAAAAGAAAGAAUGAGAAAAUAAAAAGAUGGAAAAAAAAGAAAAAAAUUAUCGAAGGAUUUGACUUUAAAAUCAGGAUACAAUAAAUAAUUUCGAACCAUUUUCUUCAGAUAAUAAAAAAUAAAGAGGAGGAGAUUGAUUCAAUUAAGUGAAGAGCAACCUUGACAUACACACAAACAUACACAACACAGCAACACAGAAGAAGGAAUGAAAAAUCCAUAAAAAUUAAAACAAAUUCAUUUAAUUGAAAGUCAUUUUUUUUCUUUUCGAAAAUGAUUUUUUAUGUUUUUUGAAACAUUUUUUUUUGCAGUGCUUUAUAUACAUUUUACGGUAUAAGAGAGAGAAUGAAAAAUUGAGGGGUGUAAAUAAGACCAGUUGGCAAGUGUUUGCUGAAUAUUCUUGUGCAUAUUUGCUAUAGAUUUGUGGCAAAAUUGUAAGGUUAAAAUCUUGUUGAGUUUGGCUUUUUUGAGAAGGAUUUUUGAAAGCUAUCGACUACAGUUUGCUUAAAAAACCUGUGAUCAAGUGAUCAAGUGGUUUAGACAUGAAUAGUCUUAGAUCUACUACCUAAAAUGACUGAUUAGCAACUUGCUUGAACUUCAAGUUUUUGGUACAUUUUAAGGAUUUUUGAACUUUUUUAAACCUUUAGAAAAAAAUGAACAUUUUUAAAAAUCAAUUUUCUUUCCAAAACGACCAAAGAAACUCCUCAAAAAUCAGUAAAAUCUUGCAAAUCCCUCAAAAAUCAACAAAAUCUUGAAAAUCCCUCAAAAACCAAAACAUAUAUCAGCAAAUCCUGCCAACUGGGAAUAUUGAUUUGUUAGGAUCGGCAAAAUAAAACUACAACAACAAAAAAAUCGACACACAUAAGAAAAAAGCAAAAAAUGAUUGCGGUUUGCACGUGAUAAUGUUUAUUUUAUUUUAUUCGGUAGAAUGAACGCAAAGCGAUAUGUGUAGUAAAAGUAAAGUUGAUGAUGUAGUUGUACAGAUAAUGCAGAAUAGAAGGAGGAUGGCGAUUGGAAAAAGAGCGUUAAAGUACAUUAAGCUUCUUUUUUGUUUCCACUGCUUCUGAUAUGAAGGAUAUGUGGGGAAAUGGUGAGGAGGAUUAGACACUUUGUAGAUUUUUAGAGGCACCCACAUUAAGAUCCUUGAAUUUAGUAAAGUUCUAGGAAUUUCACAGUGAAUAUUUCUAGGAACUUUGAAGAUUCCUAACAGAAUUUGAUGAGAAAAUCUUCUAGGUGAGUUUUGAAACUUUAUUAAGCUUCUUUUGAAAUUCCAGCAAGUAGUAUAGCUCAUCCCUAGAUUUUCAUCCCCAUCAACUUUCAGACCAUCGUAAAAAAAUUCCAUAAAAACACCACAAGUGUCUAAUCCAUGAAAUACAAUACCACUAAGCUCCCCUCACUCAUAUCAUCCCCACAUACACAUAAAAAAAGACUUUUUCGUGUACAUCCAUGACUGAAAAAAAAAAUCUCCCCCAAUGUAUGUUUUUAGCUCCGGUCAAAAUUUAUUAUCAUUAGUUUCAUGGGAAACACACGAAGAUAAAAGAAGAAGAAAAUUGGGAAGGUAUAAAGUUACGUGUGUGUCUAUGUGAUAUAGUAGAUGUCCGAUAUGGGAAAAUAAAGAUAUGCCUGUUACAUACAUACGUACAUAUUUGUGAAAAACAAAGCAGAGGGAUAUAAAAAAUGAUAUAAAGCAGUUGAAUUCUAGUCCUAUCAAAUUUAAUAUAAUAUAUUUUUUUUUGUUUGUUUUUUAUUUGUGGUUUGUUUGUUUUUAUUAUUUUCAAUUCAUUAUAAAGUACAUGAGAGUUGUUUGGAAAUGAUGUUUGACAUUUUAAAGAUUAAAUGGGUUUAAGAGCAGAGACCGAAACUGCUAAGAAAUAAGCCAGCGGUGGCUUAAUUUCGGAUUAUUUUAAUUGACUUAUUGUAUCGUCUUAAUUAAGCCAAGCUAAGCCACCAAGCUAAGUGGCUUCGAUCUUUUCUCUAGAGAUCUGUGGCAAUCCAAGAAAAAUAACUGAUGUGCAAAAUUUUGAUACAGUCGUGCAUAUGGAGGUGGUUAAAAAAUUCAGGUUUUUAAUAGACGUCACUUAUGGAUGCCUCCGAAAGUAGUAUUCAUCAGUGACGUCUACCAUAAAAUUGAAUUUUUUUCUUCUUUUUACCCAGUUUUGUCACUAACUGUCCAAUUGAAGAUUUCUCAAUUUUUUGUGUAAAACCGUCUUAGCUUUAAAAUGAUAUUAAGUAAGAAUGAGGUUUUAGUUCUUAAAGGUUAUGAAGACCUAUUGAGCAGGUAACCUUAUUUAUUCAUAAAAUCAAUACCGUAAGUUAAAUUGACGUUCUUUGAAAGUAAGAUUGCAAUUAUUAUGGACAUUCUGUUUAAUUUCAUUACAAACUUAAGCUAGAAGCCCAUCUGGCCAUGUCUGUGGUAUAAGUACAAUAAUACCCGAAAAGCACUAGUCGGUUAAUAGAAUAAAAAUUUGGCACUAAGCCGGUGUGAUUCUGGAAUGGUGCUAGACUUAAAUCGAAUCCAAUACCAUGACAGAGUUACGCCAGUACGAAUAGUUUAACCGUUUUAUACUACUCGAGCUGUUACACUUGGUAUGGUUAAAUUGUUUAAAGUAGUUUACUCCUUUGCCAUUCCAAGUGUUUUCGAUAAAUCAUUCAAGAAGGGUUCCUGCACCAUACCCUAAUGUCAGACAUUAUUUUUCAACAACCCCAAACAUGUACAUCCAAAAAAACGAAAUAAGAAGGAGGCGAUGUAGCAAAAAGGAAGAACAAUUUGAUGAAAUGAAACAUUUAAUUAGGCUAAAAUAAUUUUUUUAUAAUUUUAAAACAACAACAAAAGUAGAAGAAUGAGAAGAAAACAUUAAGUUUAAGUGCUGGAUUUAAUUAUACAUUAUAAGUAUAUACACAUAAUAAUAUAAGAGAAUAAAUUGAGUAAAAUGAAUGAAAUUGCGAUGAAAAGAAAGUUUUUUAAUUAAAACAAUUUUUUUUGGUAUACAAUAUAAUAUCUGGUUCGGUAUGCUAUAUGACUUG